Messenger RNA from Egretta garzetta (little egret), 7710 nucleotides. RefSeq names its product SNF2 histone linker PHD RING helicase (gene SHPRH). NCBI's taxonomy places the organism in Eukaryota, Metazoa, Chordata, Aves, Pelecaniformes, Ardeidae. The record is from RefSeq and is a predicted model, not a curated record. Gene Ontology annotation, biological process: nucleosome assembly; protein polyubiquitination; DNA damage response. Gene Ontology annotation, molecular function: DNA binding; ubiquitin protein ligase activity; ATP-dependent chromatin remodeler activity. Gene Ontology annotation, cellular component: nucleus; nucleosome.
GCCUCUCCGGACCGCCACAGGUUGCUCAGGUGCCUCUGUUUGCAGAGACUGAAAAUACUGUUGAGAAAACGACAAAAUGAGUAGUCGUCGAAAGCGCGCACCUCCAUCAAAAAUAGAUGAGGAGGAGAAGAAAAAGCUCUGCUGGAAUAUGCAUGAAGACCGGAGGAAUGAGGUGAUAACAUUAGAUGAUGAAAUGACUAAUGAGGACAGUGUUCCAGGUCCAAGCACUUCUUCUGCAUCUUUCAUUGUUAUAAAUGAUGAUAGCACUGAUGAAGAUCUCAUUCAAAAAGGCAGUGGCUCAAAAUCAGUUAAGUUCUUAACAGUUAACGAUGAAGACGACUCUUAUUCCAUCUUGACUCCUGUGUCAGUACAGCUAAAUAUUAUAGUCUUGCCAUACCGUGCAGGUGGGUCCUGGAAAGUUUUGUUGGGAGAAUUUGCUCUUCAUCUUCCUUCUGAGCAAAUUCUAACUGACAAAUUCCAUGAAAGGAGCUUUACUUUGAUGAGAGGAGAGACUGAUGAUCAUCUGCAGGUCUGUGUUCAUGAAAGAAGUGAAGAAGAGUACAGCAAUGAAACAAAAGAAUACCUGGGUGCUUAUGAGCAACGUAUUUUGGUGGAAUCAACUUUAGGUGGUGAAAUAUUAGAAGGCUUGAGAUGGUUGCAAAAGAAAAAGAUAAUUGGACUUUAUCAAAGACCUGGAGAGACUCAAGCUUUAAAGGUUGGAAUUUACCUUCUGGAAGCUGGGCUAAGUAAACCAGAGUUUCUCAGUGAUGGAGGUGGAAGACCCAAAAAAGCUAAUCAGCUGAUUCAGAAACUCAUGGAAAAGUUCUAUAGUUUUUUAAUUCCAGAUGAACUGGAGGAAGAUGAGGAAGAAUCUGACAUGGAAUUGGAGCGACAAAAUAUUGAAGAGCUUUAUGACUUUGUAAGGCACACCCAUCAGCAGGAUAUCCAGUUACUGAGAGAGGAUGUGCAGCAUCCUGCAUUAAUUCCUAUUCUGAGGCCAUACCAAAGUGAGGCUGUGAACUGGAUGCUUCACCGAGAGAACCUCACAAGCGCUCCAAGCAGUGAAAAUGCACUGCACUUCUUAUGGCGGGAGGUCAUCACUCUGGAUGGAGUAAAAAUCUACUAUAAUCCAUUUACUGGCUGUAUUAUCCGUGAAUAUCCAAUUGCUGGACCCCAGUGGCCUGGAGGUAUUUUGGCAGAUGAGAUGGGUCUUGGAAAAACAGUAGAAGUGUUGGCUCUUAUUCUGACUCAUACCCGACCAGACAUUAAACAAGAUGAUCUGACGUUACCUGAGGGUAAGCUUGUGAACUUCUUUGUUCCACCUCAACCUUUAGAAGGAAAUAAAAAGAAAAAAACAAAGGAAAUGGAGCUUAAAUUGAAGGAAAAAAUACAAUAUCCCAGCUUACGAGUGAUGAUAUUAGCAGCUGUAAAGGAAAUGAAUGUGAAGAAAGGAGCAUCCAUUAUUGCAAUAUUUAAAUACAUCAGUGCUAUAUAUAGGUAUGACAUACAGAGAAAUAGACGACUUCUCAAAAGAACUCUAGAAAAACUAAUUGCAGAACAAGUAGUAGAGCAAGUCAAAGGACAUGGUCUGGCUGGGUCUUUCAAGCUGGGAAAGAAUUACAAGGAACAGAAGAGGCGAGAAAGGACCAAAGAGCAGAUAGCAAGGACUUCAGAAAGCAUUCAGAAGAAGCAGUUGACUGAUGCUAAAACUAAAACCAAAGAAUCAAGAAAUAGUGAUGUCAUUUCCGAAAAUGUUCUUAAAACCCCUUUACGGGUGGAUAUCACCAUGGAAGAACAUGAUUAUUGUACAACUAGCAAAAACAACAGGAAAUCUGAAGCAGAUCAGGAGAACUCUGUAAAAAAUUUGCAUGGCAGCCUCCUUGUCUCCAGUGACAUGAGCAGUAAUCCUGAUCUUGAUGUUUCUAAAACUACGGCUGAUGUCCAGCAGGAAACCCCAAAGGACCAGUCCUCACAUUCCCAAGAACGUGCUGGCAGUAGCAUACAACAUACCAGUUCUGUAUUUCCAUUUAAUACCUCUGAAUAUCGUUUUGAAUGCAUCUGUGGUGAGCUUGGACUGGCUGACUAUAAAGCUCGUGUGCAGUGCCUGAAAUGUUACUUAUGGCAGCAUGCAGAAUGUGUAAACUACAAAGAGGAAAACCUGAAGAUCAAGCCCUUCUACUGUCCCCAUUGCCUUGUGGCAAUGAAACCAGUUUCCACAGGAGCAACUCUGAUAAUUUCUCCGAGUUCUAUUUGUCAUCAGUGGGUAGAUGAGAUCAAUAGGCAUGUGAGAUCAUCUUCUCUUCGAGUUCUGGUGUAUCAAGGUGUGAAGAAGCAUGGCUUUUUGCAGCCACACAUGUUGGCAGAGCAGGAGGUGGUUAUUACUACAUAUGAUGUCCUCCGCACUGAACUGAACUAUGUAGAUAUACCCCACAGUAACAGCGAAGAUGGGCGCCGUUUCAGGAACCAGAAGCGGUACAUGGCCAUCCCAAGCCCCUUAGUAGCAGUGGAGUGGUGGAGGAUCUGCCUUGAUGAAGCACAAAUGGUUGAAUGCACUACUGCAAAGGCUGCUGAAAUGGCACUCCGGUUAAGUGGAAUCAAUCGCUGGUGUGUCAGUGGCACUCCUGUGCAGCGUGGAUUAGAAGAUCUGUAUGGAUUAGUCCUUUUUCUUGGAGUUGAUCCUUACUGGGUCAAACGUUGGUGGGACCAACUUUUAUAUCGACCUUAUUGUAGGAAAAAUCCCCGGCCUCUCUACAGUCUAAUUGCCAAGAUAAUGUGGAGAUCGGCAAAGAAGGAUGUGAUUGACCAAAUUCAAAUCCCCCCUCAGACAGAAAAUGUACACUGGCUUCACUUUUCUCCUGUGGAGAGACACUUCUAUCAUCGCCAGCACGAGGUGUGCUGCCAGGAUGCAUUGGCAAAACUCAGGAAGAUUUCAGACUGGACUCUUAAGCUUAGUAGCCUAGAUAGAAGGACUGUGACUUCUAUUCUGUACCCUUUGCUGCGGCUGAGGCAGGCGUGCUGUCAUCCACAAGCUGUUCGGGGAGAGUUCUUGCCAUUACAGAAAAGCACCAUGACCAUGGAAGAACUGCUAAUGUCUCUGCAGAAGAAAUGUCGAACGGAGUGUGAGGAAGCUCACCGACAGUUGGUGUGUGCUCUUAAUGGCUUAGCUGGUAUCCACAUCAUUAAAGGAGAAUACGCAUUGGCCGCAGAGCUGUACAGAGAAGUGUUACGAUCAUCUGAAGAGCACAAAGAAAAGCUUAAAACAGAUUCCUUGCAAAGACUUCAUUCUACACACAAUUUGAUGGAAUUGUUGUUGGCAAAGCACCCAGGAAUUCCCCCAACUUUGCGCGAUAGCCGACUUGCAGAAGAGGCAGAACAGCUUCGACAGCAUUAUAUGAGUAAAUCCAAUGCAGAAGUUGCAGAAGCCCAUCAGGCCUUACAGCCAGUUUUUCAGACCAUUCGGGAGCUCCAGAGAAAGAUACAUUCAGGUUCUCCUUGGUGGCUGGAUGUCAUCCAGACAGCAAUACAUUAUGCCAUUGAUGAGGAGCUUGUUCAGCGUGUGCAAAAUGAAAUAACCAGCAACUACAAACAGCAGAUUAAUAAACUCUCCAUGGCAGAGAAAUUCCGUGACUGCAGAGGCCUUCAAUACCUGCUCACAACCCAGCUGGAUGAAGUGAAGAAGUUCCAGAAGAUUGUAAGAGAAGCAGUGAAAAACUUAGAAGGCCCUCCCUCUAAGCAGGUUAUUGAGGCUGCCACUAUCUGCCAUUUGCGACCUGUUAGACUUCCACUUAACAACUGUGUCUUUUGUAAGGCUGAUGAGUUGUUCACAGAAUACGAGUCGAAGCUCUUUUCUCAUACUGUUAAAGGCCAAAUGGCAAUAUUUGAGGAGAUGAUAGAAGACGAAGAAGGGCUUGUUGAUGACCGUUUGCCCACCACGAGUAGAGGACUGUGGGCGACCAGUGAAACUGAACGUGCCUUGAAAGCUAUUCUCUCCUUUGCCAAAGCUCACCGAAUGGAUGUUAAGCUAACUGAAGAAGGCAGCAUAUUUCUGGAACUCUUUGAAGCAUGGAAAAAGGAAUAUAAGUUACUUCAUGAAUAUUGGAUGGUACUGAGGGAUCACGUGUCUGCUAUUGAUGAACUGGCAAUGGCUACAGAACGAUUGAGAGUGCGUCAUCCUGAUGAGCCAAAACCAAAUCCACCAGUUCUCCACAUCAUAGAACCGCAUGAGGUAGAGCAAAAUCGAGUGAAACUUUUGAAUGACAAGGCAGUUGCCAAAUCACAGCUUCAAAAGAAAUUAGGACAACUUCUGUAUCUCACUAAUCUGGAGAAAUCUCAGGAUAAAACUACUGGGGGAGUUAACCCAGAACCAUGUCCAAUCUGUGCACGUCAACUGGGAAAACAGUGGGCAGUGCUGACGUGUGGACACUGUUUUUGUAAUGAGUGUGUAGCUAUCAUCAUAGAACAGUACAGCGUUGGCACCCGCCGGAGCUCCAUUAAAUGUGCCAUUUGCAGGCAGACAACAUCUCAUAAAGAAAUAUCGUAUGUCUUCACUGCAGAAACUGCAAAUCAGGAGGAUGAUAUUCCGGUAAAGGGAAGUCACUCCACCAAAGUGGAAGCUGUGGUCCGAACACUGAAGAGAAUUCAAUUUAAAGAUCCAGGGGCUAAAUCCUUAGUUUUCUCAACGUGGCAAGAUGUGUUGGACAUAAUUUCAAAAGCUUUGUAUGACAACAACAUGAUUUUUUCUCAGAUCAAUGGAAUUAGUAAAUUUCAGGAAAAUCUCUCUGCAUUUAAAUAUGAUCCCAACAUCAAUAUUUUGCUGCUGCCUCUUCACACUGGUUCCAAUGGACUAAACAUCAUUGAAGCAACUCAUGUUCUGCUUGUGGAACCCAUUCUGAAUCCUGCGCAUGAGCUACAGGCUAUUGGAAGAGUACAUCGCAUUGGCCAAACAAAAUCUACCAUUGUUCAUAGGUUCCUGAUAAAAGCAACAAUAGAAGAGAGAAUGCAAACUAUGCUGAAAACUGUAGAUAGAAGCCACACGAGCUCUUCCAUGAAACAGUCAGAAGCCUCAGUUCUGACAGUGGCAGAUUUGGCUGACCUUUUUACGGAGGAAACUGAAGAACUUGAGUAAAAACAUUGGUUUGGCCUAAUGAAAUCAGAAAGUACCUGACCUAAUAAGCAGUGCUAUAGAAUCCACUUGAUCUGCCAUUCCUGUAAACAUCAUCUAACAUUUGUCCAUAACAGAGCUAUUGGAAAUUGAAAAGUCUUAAUUGUUACUGUUUGAUUAUGUGGUGAUGUUCUUAGCAGCAUACACUUCUCAUAGCACUGGAGAAAACUUGCACUUUGCACAUUAUACAAAAACAUGGAUUUUAUUCCCAAAGAGCAUUUGAGCUGGAUGCUAAAACUGAGAUCUUGCUCACUGCAGGGGGGUUGGACUAGACGAGCCCUAAAGGUCCCUCCCAACCCAAAAUGUUUUAUGAUUCUAUCUUGGACCCUUGGCUGAGAGGAUUUUUACCAUCAGGUUUGGUCGGCUAGUAGCUCUGUCUGAGAGCAAAACUAUGUGGGUGGUUGGGUGGGAAAGGGAAACAGAAAAACACAAAUCUAAUUUUUUUUACUGUACAAAGAAUCAUUAGAAAGAAUGACUGUAAAUUAAUGUUCUUCUAGAAAGGGCUUGUUAGCAUUUAAUGCAGAGUUACUGAACGUCUUACUGGUAACACUUUAAAUGACUAAACUUUACUAAUAAAUUGGAUAUUUGUAUUAGGCUUUUAGAUAUUCGUAAAGACUUGUGACAGUUAAAAAUUUCAUUGUUAAUGCUUACUGCAAAGUUAUGAUAAUUAAAUUAUGCUUUUUCUAUGUGUGUUGGUCUGGUAAUCUGUUAAAUACUUGAACUUACUGUACAUGUUUUCACUUAUUCUUGAAGCCAUGAUUAGUGCUUUGUUUUUUAAAAAAAAGUAUUUGUUACAGGAUUUUUAAAAAAUGAAUUGGUUAAGAAGCUGAUCACUUUAUAAUAAUUUGGCGCUUGUGUACAUUUUCUCACCCUGUUCUUUUUGUCUAGUUCUCCCCUGUAAAGAUGCAGCAAUCUAUAUAUUCCAAAUAGAUGAGGUGAAGGUAGGCAGUCUAAUUGUUAGGUACCUAGUCUAAGUUAGAUAAUCAGUGGAGAGAGAUGAACUCUUGUGGAACUUCAUCCUUAGAUAUAUGAGGUCACUCUACCCCAUCUCUAUUGACAGUAAAGAGUUUAGAAAACAAAUCUAGGUUAAGGUUUAGACUGCUGAAAGUAGGCAAGAUAAAUUUUAAGCCUUUUGGCAUAGGUUAUAGAUACACAUUUGCUGAAUGUGUUACAGAGGCAAGCUCAGUUAUGCAGUUGGUGUUAGACACAAUUUUGUGUUUAGAGACUGGGUAAAUGUAUAUGCAUAAGCAACAGGCUACUUCCCUCAAAUUACGAUAUUUACUGUUGCAGUAGACAAUGUUUUUUGUAUAUUUUAGAAAUCUUACUUGAGGCUGAAAUUAAAAAUGAGUCCUUUAAGAAAUAUCAUCUUAGAAUUUUUACUCUCUAAUCAUGUCUGCUAAAUAGAUUUGCCAUAUAGUUACUGAGCUUCUUGGGUUCCGUUUUCAGUCAUACUACACUUGAGUUGCACCGUUUGUGUAUUAAGGCUAUCUGCAUGGCAGACAACUUUGCUGCUGCUGACCACAAAUGGAAAUAGAGUUUACAUGACUAAUAUUGUAUCAAGAAGUGGGGUUUUGGCGCUUGUAGUCCGUUGUCCUUCUGGACUGAUUAGAUACUUUGUUCUAAAGACUGAGUAAAUUUACAGACAAUAUAUCUUUAUUUCCCAUAUUUGUAAUAUGUAUUAGUCUUAUUUAUACAUUUUGUUUUGGAGAUUAAUGAUUUUUUGCAGAUUACAGUUUGCAGCAAGAGGAAAUAGAAUAGAUAGUAGACUUCCUUUUUUUAAUGAGAUUGAUCAAACAGUUUGCACAGGGACUGUGACAUCUUCAUCCUUGAACAUAUUGGGAACUCAAAUGACCCUGAGCAACCUGAUCCAGCUUCAAAGUUGGCCCUACUAUGAGUGCUGUGUUGGACCAGAUGACCUCCAUGGAUCCCUUCCAGCCUAAAUUAUACUACAGUGUACUGGAGAUCAUGCUGUACAGACGCUCCAGGAACAAUGAGGGCAGCAACAUUUCAGUUUCCUCAUUGUCCUCAGAGAAUUUUAAUAUUGUAUGACAUAACGUGACUGAACAAGGAGCUGCUGUCCACUCUGAGACAUGAUUUAUCUAUGUUAAAAACUGUGGAAGCACACAGUGUUUACAUUCAUAGCUCCCAUUUUAAAUAACUCAAUGUGGGAAUAAUAGUUGUCAGUGAACGUGAAGACAGAGAAGGAAACUGAAAAAUAUCUGCUAUGAGAGGUUUCUCAAGCUCUGCAAGUUUUUGGCUUAUUUAUAUGAAGAUGGUGGUUUCAUUGUUUAUUUACAAAAAUGUGGCUUGUGGAUUCCUAACCAAAAGCAUAGCUUCUCAUUAAGCAGUGCGUGAGUCUUUCGUCCUGGCUUAUUUAUUUUUUAUGCUCAUGUAACAGCAUGGAAUGCCAGAGAUCUGGUUCUAGGCGCUCUACCAACUGUGCUGAAGCACCAGGACCUAGAGCUCUGGAGGUAUAACAUUAAAAUGUGUGUAUGCUAGUUGUGUUAAAGCACCUCUUGAAAUUGGAAGGGACCAUUGGAAUAUACAGC